This is a messenger RNA of Clupea harengus (Atlantic herring), 4241 nucleotides long. RefSeq names its product NIPA like domain containing 3 (gene nipal3). Lineage: Eukaryota; Metazoa; Chordata; Actinopteri; Clupeiformes; Clupeidae. Gene Ontology annotation, biological process: magnesium ion transport. Gene Ontology annotation, molecular function: magnesium ion transmembrane transporter activity. The record is from RefSeq and is a predicted model, not a curated record. Gene Ontology annotation, cellular component: membrane.
AGUAGACUACUGCGGACCGGAUAAACAGGAUAUUCAAUAUGGCGUUUAACCGUGUCGGUUCGACUUGUCUGAAGUCUUGGCUGAAAAUGUAACUUCUUUGUCUAGUGGUUUUCAUUUUUCAGCGACCAAACUUGUAAUGCGCCCGUCUUCAAAGUAUUUCCUUACACUCCGAUAACGUUAGUUGUUUGCCAUCCCAGAAGAAUGGCAACAUUGGACCUUGCCAAAGAGGAUGGCGGCUUCGCAGAUACUGCCGACGGUCCUCCGUCCUACACGGAAAACCUCAUUGGGACGCUGCUUGCAAUAUUUGGAAACCUACUUGUCAGCAUCGCCGUAAGCAUUCAGAAAUACAGCCAUGUGGUACUGGCUGGAACCAAAGACCCGCGGGCCUUCUACAGGACCAAGACCUGGUGGUGUGGGCUGCUUCUGACCCUACUGGGGGAGGGCACCAUCUUCGCAUCUUACGCCUUUGCUCCUGUGUCUCUCAUAGCGCCUCUUAACGCAGUCUCUGUCGUUGCGAGCUCUAUCCUAGGUUUUAUUUUUCUGAGGGAGAAGUGGAAGGCUAAGGAGUUUUUAAAGCGGUACAUUCUGUCCUUUCUGGGCUGUGCCUUGACUGUGGCAGGGACCUACCUCUUUGUGACGUUUGGGCCAAACUCGCAUGAGAAGCUUAAUGCAGAGAACAUCAUAAAGCACGUGAUUGGAUGGCCUUUCCUCCUGUAUAUGCUUCUAGAGAUCAUCGCUUUCUGUCUGCUGCUAUACUUCUAUAAACAGCGCAACGCCAAUUACCUCAUCAUCAUCCUCAUGCUAGUGGCCCUGCUGGGCUCAGUGACGGCCAUCACAGUGAAGGCUGUGUCUGGGAUGCUGGUCCUCAGCAUUCAGGGCUCCAUGCAGCUUGGAUACCCCAUCUUCUACGUCAUGCUGGUGUGCAUGGUUGCCACGGUCACCUUCCAAGCGAGGUUUCUGUCCCAAGCAUCAUACCUGUACGACUCCUCUCUGAUUGCAUGUCUCAACUACGUCCUGUCUACAACCUUUGCUAUUGUAUCAGGAUCCAUUUUUUAUAUGGAGUUUAACCAUGAAGAUGUUCUCCACGUCUGCAUGUUCCUGUUAGGAUGUGUGGUCUGCUGCCUGGGAGUGUUUCUGAUCACCAAGAACCGGAAGAAGGCCAAAGCGUUUGAGCCGUACGUCACCAUGGACAUGCUUCAAGGCGUUCCCACCAUUCAUGACAAGGGCUGGGCAGUCCAGCCCGACUACAACGGCUCCUUCUCAUACGGUGCACUGGUGAACAACGACAGCGUUGGUCCGGCGACCCUCCCCGUGAGCCAGGAGCAUGUCACUGUGGCGUCGACCCCCCAGAAAGCCUUUGAGCUGAAGAGAGACUAACGGUUGGGGGGGGGGGGGGGGUGUCAUUGAACAGGUGUACCGCCUCAUUCCACGCUCCUUUCCUCAUUUCAUCUUCCUCAUGGACCCAAAACUGGAGUAAUCCAGAGUCGUCUCAACCUGCUGGUCUAUUGAAGGCGUGAUGAUACCUCACUCACAAAUGGGGACUGACAUGAAGUCUUUGUUUCAUUGAGACAACUGGAAAGGAAAAGUUGUUUUUGUUGUAGCAAGAAGUAUGCAAGAUGCUGUUGUCAUGGUGUGUCUCCAGAUUAUGAUGUGGCAAUAAGCCACACUGUUAACUACUGUUUUAAAAGAAAAGAAAAAAACACAAACUUAAAAGUCUUAAAUACAGCACUUACACAGUCGGACGAAUGAAGAGGAGACUGCUCUGACCUUCCACUCCUCAUCUUUUAUCUGAUCCACUGACCUGCUCGGUCACAUUGCAUCCCCAUAGUGCAGACCACACCUGGACACUUUACUACAGACCACUGGCUGUUCAAAAAGCACCCAUUCCAAAAGUGAUGCUUGUGUAGUUGUCUUUUUCUCUGGCUUCCUGUUUUUGGACCGCUACUUUGCCCAUGCACCCAAGCUGAAACCUAUGUUUGGAUAUGUACUUUGUGGUCUUUCCUCUUAAGGUCCCUCAUCAGUAUAAAGACAGCCAUGAGAGAAUAGCUGCAACCCAGAACAAAAAAUAACUGAACGACACUUCAGAGCUGAUCUUUGGUAGUAGGUGUGGUGACAAACCAGGCUCUCAUUGGCACUGCAUGAGAUGCCAGUGCACUCCAUCGUAUGACUUUGCGGUAAGGCUGCACUCCAAAGCAGUAAUGUAUCGGGAUGGAUAGAUUUCUCUGUUUUUGUUUUGUUCUUCAAAUUGGCAUUUGUUCAAAAGUGAUGGAGUAGUAAAAGUAGUCCAAACAAAUAAUUUUAGAAAACAACAGAUUCAUUACAGUGUCAUCACUAGUGUCAUUUAAUGUGCAAGUGUUUCCCAGGAAAGUUUCCUGUUGAGGUUGUAAAAUGUAAAUGAAGGUUUUAUGGCUGCUCAUCACUAUAAUAAGCAGUGAUGUCCAAUGAGAUGUAUGCGUUUAUGAAGACCGCCUUAACCCUCAACUUACAGUUAUUUUGCCUUUGUGGUCUCCAUAAUUUCCAAGUGCCUAGAACACUGAUUUCAAGUGCCGAGGGCAGGUACACUCUGAGUUGUGUAGCUUUUUUCAUGAUGCUGUUUGUCUUAAAGAAGUAAUAAUUCCAUGCUUUUGGGGGUAUUUAAUGUUGAUGUAAUGGUACAGAUGGAGAAAGCCUUUAAAGAAUUACAUUUGCUGUGUUUUCCAGGUUUUGGUUUUAUUGUGCUGAUGUCAUAACUGUUGUCAAAUAUUAAUUUAUAACUCCCCUUCUGUUGCCAUUGGUCAUCUGUCUUUGCUUGCUAUACUGGUUAUGAAGGUAUACAUUGUAAAUUAUUGUCAGUAUAAUAUAAGAAUAUGAAAUGAAUGCUGCCUGUGUUAGUAUUCCAAUGCAAGGGAACUACAGACUGUCAUUGCAUUUAUGGGACCUAAAUUAAUAUAAUCAAUACCUCGAGGAUCAAUUAUAACUAAAUUAAGUUAUAGUGUGAAUGUGUUGAGGAAUGUGACCUAGGCUCCUCCGUCAGACAUGAACACCAUGUCAAUAGUAUACACAAGACAUGUACACACGGAGGCGUAUACACAAAUAUUAGUCAGGAAAGGAUCCCUGUCUGUUAAGAAGUUACUGUUGUAAGAUGCAGUUGAAAGCAGUUGGUCUGUGUUGAUGGUACUUAUUGAUUCCAGAGCCCAGUAGACUCAUUGAAAUAUAUUAUUAUUUUCUCAGACAUGACUAUAACAGAUUAUCUAUCAGAAUGUGAAGACCCCUGGCUAAAGAACUUAAAAAAAAACUACCACAAUCAAAACCUUUCAUUCUUCAUUUUGCAGAUUUGCUGAACGAUGGAGAGGUUAUGAUGGGUGUUGGAGAAUUUCAUGAUAAAAUGUAAUGGAAAAUCCUGUCACAUAUAAACCGAGAGAUCACUGACAUAUUUGUGUGGAUAUGCUUCUUUAUGUCAUCUCCAAUGGGGACCUAAUCACCAUCUAAGACUCGUCAUGCGGCCCGAUGUUUGUCACGUGCAGCGCGUUCACAUCAAAAGGGAACAAUAAAAUGACCAACAUGUGGCACAUGUCCCACCAAGUGAGCUAAUGUGUGAGCGCCAAGACUGUUCCUCAUCUCUGCAAUAUAACGUAAACCAGUGCAUAACCCAACUGGUGUGUUUGACAUACAAAGACCCAUUAUUUGUCUUUAUUCUACCCCCUUUUCUCCAGUGCAUAUGGAAAUGGUAUAGGAUGACUUCUCAGAAGCUGGUGAUCUUUGUUGGAGCUAGAAGUGAUACCUUAGACACCCUUUUGUGCACCGUAACCCAUACUGUGAGGUCAGGUGUAAUGUAAUGAGCCGAUUUGGUUGUUCGGUUGGCCAUGUCUAUCCUUGUGUGUCUGUGGAGUAGCACUGGGAUCACCAGCAAAAUGCCACCCCAACCAACAGGCCUCCCGCUGACUGACUUUACACCCUGACUCCCAGCCUGUCGAAGGGUGUGAAGCUUAACAGUAAGCUAAGUCAGGGUCUAGACUCCCACAACUUGGGUGACACACACGGGACUGGUUAGCCCAGCAGAGGAAAAAAUAUGAGUGUGUGUAGGGGGCCUUCUGGGUUUAUGGUGAGGGGAUAUGCCACGGCAAUAAAUAGAGAAUAUAUACUUUUAACUUACAGCCUGUGGAUGAAUACUGUUAUCAACUUAAUACAGAGGGGCAACCUCCCAAAGCAAAGUGUAUCUUUUCAUUGUGAACAUACAGGCAAAUUAAAGGUCUUUUGCCAUU